Messenger RNA from Eurytemora carolleeae, 2463 nucleotides. Its product is annotated as neuropeptide F receptor. The record is from RefSeq and is a predicted model, not a curated record. The transcript has 12 exons. Gene Ontology annotation, biological process: G protein-coupled receptor signaling pathway. Bases 11 to 1318 code for a protein of 435 amino acids. Lineage: Eukaryota; Metazoa; Arthropoda; Copepoda; Calanoida; Temoridae. Gene Ontology annotation, molecular function: G protein-coupled receptor activity. Gene Ontology annotation, cellular component: membrane.
AAAUCUGAAAAUGAACGAAUCAGAGCGAAAGAUAGAUUUGCCGAGAUUGACUGAAAUAAACAAGAUUUUGGCUAAGCUGAUGAAAGAGAUGCAAGCGCAUUUCGGAAGUGAGUCGAUAAUCUCCCCUCAUAAUAAAACUGAGCUAAAUGCGAAUGAAACCUGGUUUACCGGAGUAAUUGAUUCAGAUCUAAACAAUCAAUCAAAUGAAUACGAAAGUGAAAACAGUAUUGGCUUAAUUGGCUCGGAGAGUGGUUUCGAACUUCUGCUCGACAUAAAAAAGAUCCAGGCCUUGUGGCAGGGUAUCUUGAUCUUUCUGUACACCUUGAUGAUGGUGAUAGGGUUCGGAUCCAACCUUCUUAUACUCUGGGCAUGCUUCUCCAGUAAGAUGCCUGGAUGUCCCCGAAAUAUAUUCCUGAUGAAUACAGCUAUAUCAGGAAUAUUCCUGUGUGUGGUCGCGAUGCCUCUCACACUCAUUGACCAAAUCCAUUCCUUCUGGGUCCUGGGGAACACCAGGGCUUUGCUGUGUAAAUCUAUUGGAACUCUACAGUCUACCUGUGUAUUCUUCUCCACCUACUCUGUUCUACUGAUAGCAUUGGAUAGGUUCUUCUAUAUCAUCAAACCCUGCAACAUCAGAAUUUCAAGCCUUCAGGCCUUGAUCAUCUCUGUGUUCUCCUUCUUCUUCUCCUACUUGAUCUCUCUGCCCUUGUUCUUCCACACCGACCUCAUGGUGGUCAUCAAGGGGAUCAAGCUCUGUCACGAGACUUGGGUGAACAACGGUGCCAGGAUUGUGUUCACUGUCUCCUGCUUUGUUCUUCAAUACCUCCUUCCCUCCCUCAUCAUCCUCCGUAUAUACCUUAGUAUCUGCCGGAAAUUCAAGAAUUCACAAUCAAGAUCUGAGACUCGUCGGCCCAAUAGUUUUAUCAGUAGAAGGAAAAUGGAACGAAGACUGAAAACUAACCGGCUUCUGAUCAGCGCAAGCGUUGUAUUCUUCCUGUCGUGGCUCCCCCUCAACAUCUUCAACCUCUCCCUCGCCAUCUUCCCGCAGCUUGCCAAGAAUGGUGAGCUUGUGACUCUGAUGUACUCAUUCUGCCACCUGUGCGCGAUGAGUACCUCCUGCUCAAACCCGAUCAUCUACGGGUUCUUCAACAACAACUACAAACAAUUUUUCAAUAGUCUGCUGAUCACAAGAUCCAGAUCUCAAACCAUCCAUCGGGUUGUGCAUCUUCAAAACAUGAACAACCGCUCUGCUCCCACAACAAGCAGAUCCAAUGGGAAUCCAACGGUCAUAACCCCACAGACGGCCACAACCUAUCUUUAAGCAUACGAAGUAUGAAGAAAUUCUGUCGUUGUGUUCAAACUAUCGAAACCUCUGAUAGAUUGUGUUCAAACUAUCGAAACCUCUGAUAGAUUGUGUUCAAACUAUCGAAACCUCUGAUAAAUUUGAUGUGAUAAAAUCUUUGAAUAAUGAAUCAAGGACUGAAUAAUAGGAAUAGCUAAACGUUAUUUUUGUAAAUGUAAAUUGAAAAUACAAAAUAAGAUUUUUCCAAAAAUGUUUAUUGACCAACAAAUAGUAUAUAUACCCACUCGUCAUUCCUCAAACAGUGAAUGCUACUUAGUUAUCUCUAUUAAGUAAAAUAACAUCCCCCCUCUGCCUAUUUAUUUGCGAAAGAAACGAUCAAAUUAUGUACAACCAGUAAAAUUCUCUUUAAAGUAGUUAUAAAUAAAAUUCAAAAUUUUGGCUGUGAACAUAUAUCAGGAUGUAGAUUUUUCAAUUUUCGAUUUUGAAACCAGAAAUAAAAAUUGAAAAUGAACCCUCAUCGAUAUUUGCUAAAUAAAAGAAUUUGCAUACUGGGGUUGCGGUUAUUUUUACUUAUGUUGUAUCCAUCUAACACCACUGUGGUUACCUAUAUUAAUGUUUUAUCUGUCUAACACCACUAUAGUUAACUAUAUCAAUGUUGUAUCUACAUAACACCACUAUAGUUAACUAUAUUAAUGUUGUUUCUAUCUAAUACCACUGUGGUUAACUAUAUCAAUGUUGUAACUAUCUAACACCACUGUGGUUAACUAUAUCAAUGUUGUAACUAUCUAACACCACUGUGGUUAACUAUAUUGAUGUUGUAUCUGUCUAACAACACUAUAGUUAACUAUAUUAAUGUUGUAUCUAUCUAACACCACUGUAGUUAACUGUAUCAAUGUUGUAUCUAUCUAACACCACUGUGGUUAACUAUAUCAAUGUUGUAUGUAUCUAACACCACUGUAGUUAAAAAUAUCAAUUUUGUAUCUAUUUAUCACCACUGUUGUAUCCAUAUUGUGGUAGCUUCUAUACUUUUGUAUCCAUCUAAUACCUCUGUGCUAAACUACAUAAAUGUUGUAAUAAUCUGCUAAGGACAAAUUUUAAAUGUCAAAAUUAUGUUCAUUUGUAUUGAAGCCGUAAAAAAGUAAUAAAAACAAAUAUUUGAUUAA